Molecule: messenger RNA, 2236 nt
Organism: Vitis riparia (riverbank grape)
Lineage: Eukaryota; Viridiplantae; Streptophyta; Magnoliopsida; Vitales; Vitaceae
Exons: 13
Coding region: 3-2150 (715 amino acids)
Biological process (GO): intracellular monoatomic cation homeostasis
Cellular component (GO): mitochondrial inner membrane
Source: RefSeq, a predicted model, not a curated record
CCAUGGCUUUCCUUCUCUCUCUGCAACUCCCCCAUUCAUACUCAAACUUUGAAUCAGAGGACAGAAGAACAGUAAGGAGCAAUGCACCUUAUUCUUCAAAGUUCAAUGGCAAGAAGAACAGAAUUUUGUUUACAUAUUCCACUUAUUCAUCAAGGUGGUUUUCUUCUGGGGUGCCAUCAUCCAUGGUUUCUUCAGCUUAUUCUGAUCAAACCAAUAAUGAGAACGUGCCUCCUCCGGUUAAAGCUAUCAGUACCAAAAUGGAAUUCAAUCGGGUGAAUUGUCUUGUGUGGGUAUUGCAUGAGUCUGCUAGGAGCUUUUCCCACACGGUUGAAUCUUUUGAAUUGGCUAGAUGCGGUCCAGAGCUAGCAAUGGCUUGGGUGGGAGUUGAUGUGCAUGCCUGGCAUAAACGCAUUGCCCAUCAGGUAGCAGUGUAUGCUUUGUUAAGAACUGCAAUUGAACUGGAAUUCUUCCUUUCUCAUGGACGCUGCAACAAUCCUUCUCUAGUUUGUGAGAUCUUGUCCCCAAUAAUAAACUCGGUUGAGCAAAACAUAGAAAGCCAGCUGAAGGCAAGGCACCCAAAAUUGGUUGAAUGGUUUAGAAUGGUGGAACUGCCACGUGUAGCAGGAUUUUUCAUUCCAUUGUUGAAGAAGUGGUCUAUGGAAUAUGCUGGAAGUGGUGUUGCAGGGAUUAUUCUGGCUAUAAGCUGCUGUGUGGCAGUAGGAAAAUUGGGUUCUGGCCAUAUUUCCUGCCCCUUGUUUAUAUUGUCUAUUGAGGAAGCAUUAAUAGAGCUCAUGAAUUUGUCACAUAGUCUUGUUUCAGUGGAUAAAUUGCACCAGUUAGCCACUAAGGCAGGUUUUGAACAGGAGUUCCUGUAUAAUUUUGGUACAAAGAUUCUGCCUAGCCAGAAAAGUGAAGAUGUAGAAUUUUGGAUUGGUUUGGCUCAAAAAAAACUCGCUAAAGCAAUUCGCAGAGAAAGUGUAUUUUCAGGCCUUCAGACUUUUCAAGACAAGGUUCAAGAGAGUAAUUGUCUGGCUACUCUAGGAAUUUUUGCAUUUCUGGGAAGAAAAACAAGAUUAUUUUUGUUAGGAAUGGGAAUAAAGGAUCUUGAUGAGCAGGUUAAGGACUUCCUCAGUUACUUGGAGUGUGGUAGCCUUUUCAUUUACCCCAAGUUUUCUUCACUCUCUGUGUAUCAACUUUUCAUGGAGGUAGUAGCUGAUGAAAUUGGAUGGCUUGAUUUUUAUGCUGCAUUUCCUUUCGGAUUCAAUCAAGAGAGAAGGAGGUCCAAACAGCAUGCCAUCCAAGCAGAGAAAGAGAUUAUUUUACAUACUGUUUUUACGGUUUGCUAUGAUGUUUUCUCUGGGUUUGCACAUUUCAGCAGUUCAACUCAGCAGCCCUUAAAUGCAGACUUGUUGGCAUUCUUGCUCCGAAGUCAGAGCCUGCUUACUAGUUGUUUGGAAGACUACUGGGCUGCCUAUGAUAGAUCAGGGUAUGAUAAUGCCGAUUUCUCAAGCAGUCAGCUGCAGAAGAUUGCAGAAAGAAAUGCCCUUGACCAAACACAAUCCACUGGAACUAAAGACACUACAAGUUCAUCUGUAACCUUGGAUGCACAACAGAAGGUGACUGACUUAAUGGCAAGGAGAAAUCUAGAAAAAAUACCUCAGUCUGGAAAUAAACUGAGCAAGGCUAGCUGCAAAGUGGGGACAGAGACAAGAACCCUGGUGGAGACAGGAAGGACAGCUGAAUCAGAGGCUCUGCAUCAAAAUUUACUCAGGAAAUCCAGCAUGAAGUUGAUAUCUACAAGCUCUGAUAUAUUGAUGGGCACUCAGCUGCUCUUCAUAGACAUCAUGGCUUCUCUGGAGCUUCUGCUAAAGCAAAUGCGUGGCCGCAGGGUUACAGAAAGGGAAAGAAAGAAGCUAAAACAAACACUAGCUGAUAUUGCUUCACUUAUCCCAAUUACAAUUCUAAUGCUACUCCCUGUAUCUGUUGUAGGGCAUGCGGCCAUCUUAGCAGCUAUAAAAAAGUACAUGCCAUCCUUGAUCCCAUCUCCAUAUUCCUCCGAGCGACUGGAUGUUGUAAAACAACUGAAAAGAAGCAAGAAGAUGGAAGUUCAGACACUGAGCAACCAAGAGGAUGCAUCCUCUGCUAUAUAAAAAAUAAAUGGUUGAUGCUAACGUGUUGUCUAUUGAUCACCUGAACAUGACAUGUAUACAUUUCUAUGAACGUGUGGAUGCUUACA